Sorex fumeus (smoky shrew) is the source of this 1716-nucleotide messenger RNA. RefSeq names its product solute carrier family 47 member 2 (gene SLC47A2). The coding region runs from base 1 to 1716 and encodes 571 amino acids. Gene Ontology annotation, molecular function: xenobiotic transmembrane transporter activity; antiporter activity. The record is from RefSeq and is a predicted model, not a curated record. Gene Ontology annotation, cellular component: membrane. NCBI's taxonomy places the organism in Eukaryota, Metazoa, Chordata, Mammalia, Eulipotyphla, Soricidae. The transcript is spliced from 17 exons. Gene Ontology annotation, biological process: xenobiotic detoxification by transmembrane export across the plasma membrane.
AUGGACAACCUCCAGGACAGGGUCCCCCAGCGCCAGGGGGGCUACUGCCCUGCUUUGCAGAGGCUGCUUCCUGCCGGCUUUGCAGCUGAGGCCAGGACACUCUUUGUUCUUUCAGGACCCCUGUUCCUAUUCCAGCUGCUGAACUUCAUGAUCUUCGUGGUGAGCUCAGUGUUCUGCGGGCGCCUGGGGACUGUGGAGCUGGCCGCGGUGACCCUCUCGGUGGCUUUUGUCAAUGUCUGUGGAGUGUCUGUGGGGUUCGGCUUGGCCUCGGCCUGUGACACCUUGAUGUCCCAGAGCUAUGGCGGCCCCAACAAGAAGCACGUGGGGGUCAUCCUGCAGAGAGGGGUGCUCAUGCUGCUGCUCUGCUGCUUCCCCUGCUGGGCACUCUUCAUCAACACCGAGCAGCUCCUGCUCCUCUUCAGACAGGACCCGGAUGUGUCCAGGUUGAGCCAGGAGUACGUGCUGAUCUUCAUCCCUGCGCUUCCGGCAAUUUUUCUUUAUGGCCUGCUGGCAAAGUAUUUGCAAAAUCAGGGCAUCAUCUGGCCCCAAGUCCUCAGCAGCGUCAUGGGCAACUGUGUGAAUGGCCUGGCCAACUACGUCUUGGUUUCCAUGCUGAGUCUGGGGGUCAGGGGUUCUGCCUACGCCAACACCAUCUCUCAGUUUGUGCAGAUGACCGUCCUCUUUCUCUACAUUGUGCUUAAGAAGCUGUACCUGGAAACAUGGGCAGGCUGGUCCAGUCAGUGCCUGCAGGACUGGGGCCCCUUCUUCUCACUGGCCAUCCCCAGCAUGCUCAUGAUGUGCGUCGAGUGGUGGGCCUACGAGAUCGGGAGCUUCCUCACGGGUCUGCUCAGCAUCCUGGACCUCUCUGCUCAGGCCAUCAUAUAUGAGGUGUCCACAGUUAUCUACAUGGUCCCUAUGGGGCUCAGCAUCGCCGUCUGUGUGCGAGUGGGCACUGCCCUGGGAGCUGCAGACACCGUGCAGGCCAAGCGCUCAGCUGUGUCGGGGGUCCUCUGCACAGUUGGCACCUCGCUGGUGGUGGGAGUCCUGCUGAGCGUCCUGAGAAGCAAACUGGGGUACAUUUUCACCAAUGAUGAAGAAGUCAUCAGCUUGGUGGAGCAGGCACUGCCGAUUUACACUGUCUUUCAGCUCUUCGAGGCCCUCUGUUGUGUCUUCGGUGGUGUUCUCAGAGGCACCGGGAAGCAGGCUUUCGGAGCAAUCGUGAAUACUCUCAUGUACUACGUCAUCGCUCUCCCUCUGGGCAUCGUGCUGAUCUUUGUUGUCAGAAUGAGAAUCAUGGGCCUCUGGCUGGGCCUGCUGGCCUCUGGCCUCGUGGCAGUUGCUGCCUUCGUUGUUUACACCUUCCGCCUGAACUGGAAGCUGGCUGCGGAGGAGGCUCAGAAACGCAUGGGGCUGCCCCAGCAGAGUACAGAGAGCCCCGGGAACCUUGCAAGCACGGUCCACAGACCUGGGCCUGAGAAGGAGGUUGCAUCCUCAGUGGCUACAGGCAGCUACCCUGGCAUUAUCCUGACAACAUACUCAAGGCCCGAGUGCCACCUGGAUCUGUCCAGGACUCCGGAAGCAGCCUGUGCCUUCUCAGUGCCCGCCAGCCAACCUUCGGUGAAGCAGCUGGCUCUCCGCCGGACACUGGCUCUGGGGGCAGCCUCAGCUCUGCUGACAGUGGGGCUUGUUAUCAGAUGCUUGACCAGCAGCCACUAG